Penicillium odoratum is the source of this 2427-nucleotide messenger RNA. Its product is annotated as membrane copper amine oxidase. Bases 1 to 2427 code for a protein of 808 amino acids. The transcript has 4 exons. Gene Ontology annotation, biological process: amine metabolic process. The record is from RefSeq and is a predicted model, not a curated record. Gene Ontology annotation, molecular function: primary methylamine oxidase activity; quinone binding; copper ion binding. Gene Ontology annotation, cellular component: plasma membrane. NCBI's taxonomy places the organism in Eukaryota, Fungi, Ascomycota, Eurotiomycetes, Eurotiales, Aspergillaceae.
AUGCCUACUAGCUCUUGGUAUCUUACUGUAGCGCUGGGACUGACCAUAUUGGUCAACCCAACUGCUGGUAGACUUCACGCGGAUCUCCGACGACCAUCACCGAAACAGAAGCAUGACAGUAGACGAGAUCUUUACCAAGGACUGGGUCAAAAACUCCAUGAUCGCAGUUUUUCUGGAGCUGGUUCUUGCCAUGAGUCUAACUUCACCAAAAUUCAAGCCCCAAAGAAAAACAUCUGGACCGGCCUGACAGACCCUGAAGCUGCAAGUGUUCUGUCAUGGCUUUUCGAACAAACUGAUCUGAACUUGACCCUUUCCAAAGACGCUGGAGACUGGGACAAUACUGUUGAACUUGUUGAGCUCAUGCAACCGAACAAGACAAACUCUCUCCACUUCAUCGACCAUAAUGGCAAAGAACCACCUCGAUAUGCCCAUGUGGUUAUUGAUCACCGAGCAACCGUCGAACCUUACUAUGCGGAUAUCCUUAUAGGCCCUCUACCAAUUGUGAAUAGGACCACCCAGUGGCAGCCGCUUGAGUAUCCAUACACUCGCAAAACACAGGGGAGGAUCCGCAAUGUGGACCCAGACGACACCCUUGUAUACGACACAUGGCUUCUGGGCAUCAGUACCUCGGUAGCUGACAUCACCCGUGAUCUUUGGAAUGCAACAUACCUUGGACUUGACAAUGACACGAUCAGUCUCUGGGGUAUUGACCCUCUUUCGCAAGAAAAUGGCCAUAUCCUUCGCUGGGAUCAAUUUUGGCAUGAUACAGCCGGUGAUUUUGAUUCUUCGACUUUGCUUCCCUUGGGGUUGUACGUUCACUCGGAUGUUACUGGCCGAGAUGCAUCGAAAUGGAAGGUUCUGGGGUGGCUGUACAACGACAUCUUUUACCCAUCAACUGAAGACUUUCGAAAUGCCUUCUACAGCCCUGGUUUUGAGAAGCUUGGGGCAAAUAGUGACGGAGAAUGGGCACACACUGAUCAACGAGGGAAAGUCCUGCCGCAUGAUCGAUCAUAUCCUCCUGUUUCUGUUGCUCCCUCAGGGUCAAGAUUUGGGGUUGAUGUGGAACAGAAGUAUGUCGAAUGGAUGGACUUUACUUUCUAUAUCAGCUUUUCUCAUGAUGUUGGAAUGACUCUUCAUGAUAUUCGGUACAAGGGUCAGCGUAUCCUGUACGAGCUUGGCUUGCAGGAGGCUCUUGCUCACUAUGCUGGAAACGACCCUGUGCAGUCCAUGACUUCUUAUCUUGAUUCUUACUAUGGAUUUGGACCCUACGCAUUUGAGUUGGCCAAAGGGUACGACUGUCCAUCUUAUGCAACAUAUCUCAACAGCACAUUUUAUGAAGAUGAGACUACCCAUACGCACAUUCAUAGUAUUUGCCUCUUUGAAUAUGAUGCAGAUUACCCAAUGCAGCGUCAUAGCAGCUCAUAUUAUGUGUCUGUGACUAAGAACGUCUACUUCACGGUUCGUUCUGUGUCCACGGUUGGCAACUAUGACUACAUGUUCAGUUACUCGUUCUACAUGGAUGGAUCUAUCGGCGUUGAAGUGCGAGCCUCUGGCUAUAUUCAGUCAGCUUAUUACGCCCACAAUGAGGACUUUGGCUACCAUAUCCAUGACGCACUCUCGGGAUCGAUGCAUGACCAUGUUCUAAACUUCAAGGCCGAUUUCGAUAUCUUGGGACUGAACAAUACGAUCCAGUUGACUAAGCAAAUCCCAACCACCCAGAAAUUUGCGUGGUCCAAUCAAACCCGCAAUACGAUGAAGAUUGAGCAUUCGAAUAUUAAAAAUGAAGAUGAAAGCCGAUUCAACUGGGCUGCCAACUCUGCCACUCAAGUCAAAGUACUUAACUUGGACGAGACAACUCCCUACGGCGAGUAUCGGGGAUAUCGAAUCUUGCCCUCGACUGGAACUAUUCACCUAACUGUCGAGAACUCGACAAAUCUUCGCAAUGCCGCACAGUGGGCCAACUAUGAUAUUCAAGUCACCCAGCAUCAUGACACCGAGCCCCGAUCCGCUCACCCAAAGAACUCCCAAGACGUGGAAGAUCCGGCUAUCAAUUUCAAUAAAUUCUUCAACGGCGAGAAUCUCACCCAGCAGGAUCUAGUCGUGUGGCUGAACCUAGGCAUGCAUCAUGUUCCACACACUGGUGAUCUUCCCAACACGGUAUUCACUACUGCGCAUUCAGGCGUACAGUUUAUGCCGCUGAACUAUUUGCUUGGGGAUCCAAGUCGGGAAACAGUGAAUAUGGUUCGAGUAGUUUAUGACGAUGGGAAUGUGUCCGCUGUUCACACGUUCGGGCAACACGACGACCAGUGUACGUUGGAUUUCACUCCAGCUGAGUCCAGCUUGUGGGAUUACGUUGGAGAUGUUGUGGUCAGAAAGUUCCCUUAUGAUCCGAAUGAUCCUUACUUUGAUACGGAUAGCAUAUCUUAA